AUGGUGCUGCUGUCCGGGCACGGCGAGCAGCUGCCCGGGGAGCGCGUCUGCCCCGCGCCCGCCGCCGCUAAGGAGAUGCCCGGCGCCGAGGCGGAGAGCAGCCCCGAGCAGGGGGCGGCGGAGGCUGCCGCCCAGGAGCCGGACGAAGAGGAGGAAGAGGAUUGCGAGGAGUACGAGGACUUUUCCGAGCUGCCCGACACCUGCAGCAUCGCCUCAGACGACUCCUUCUACCCUCCCGCGGGGCUGGACGACGACGACGUCUGGUCCCUGGAGGGGGACGAGCGCGACAGCCCCGAGGCGCUCAGCCUCUUCCGAGCCUGCUGCACCAACAACAGCAUCGUGCUGAAGGCGCUCAUCCGCCAAGGCCCCCAAGAAGAGGAGGUGCGGGAGGCCGACCGCAACCGCAGGAACGGUCUUAUCAUUGCCUGUUACCAAGGUUAUGUGGAUAUUGUAAUAGCCUUAGCACAAUGCCCUCACCUUGAUGUGAACUGGCAGGACAACGAGGGGAACACUGCUCUAAUUACAGCUGCACAGGCAGGGCACAUAACCAUUACAAACUAUUUGUUGAACUAUUUUCCUGGGCUUGAUAUUGAGAAGAGGAAUGCGUUUGGAUUCACUGCCCUGAUGAAAUCUGCAAUGCAGGGGCGAACAGAAUGUGUGAAAGCCUUGAUGAUGGCAGGGGCAAAUGUUCAUGCAACUGACCCAAGCCGUGGAUUGACUUCAUGGGAAUGGGCUUGUUUCACAGGAAGAUCAGAGUCUGCCUUCAUCAUGCAGAAGCUGAUGGACAGGCCAUGCCCAGAACAGUUUUCUGAUCAAUAUAAACCAGAAUGGCCAAAAAUGAAGGAACUUCUUGCCAAGGCUGCAGAGCCAAAAAGCUGUUUGCAGAAAAUUUCUGAGUGCGUAAGGGCAGCUGUCUCGUUCCAGUCUUUCUAUGGCCCAGAAGAGGAUGGGGUCCUCGACCACAUGGUGAAGGUGACAACAAGCUUAGGAAGUCCCUUCAUUGCUCUGGGGUGCCGGACUGUGUGCCCAGGCAGCCCACCUUGUGUGGGGAAACGCAGACUGGCAGUGCAGGAAAUCCUUAGGAAGCAGAGAGCAGAGGAGAUCCGAUCUCAGGACAAAGAUCUUGUUAGCAGCUACGAGAAGCUCUUUCAGAACUCCAAAGUCACAGUGGUCCCCAAGAAGAAGGAGCGUCGAGCCAGCUUGCAGCCCAUCAGAAUUGCCAUGUCCCAGGUGACCACAGUGGCCACGAGGAAGGCAAGCCUCCUGCCGCUCCACCUGCUCCGGAGGAGCAGCGUCCGGCCGGGAUUUGUCAUCCCCAAAGUCCGUGUCAGCAAGGCUCCCCCACCCACCUUCCAGCCGGAAAAGGCGAGGAGGAGGAGCAGUGCAAAGGAGGACCCCUAUCUGCAGAUUCCCAAAUGGAGAUACAAGGAGCUAAAAGAGGAGCGGAGGAAGGCAGAGGAACUGGAGAAGAAUAGAGCAUCAGAGACUCAAAAGCCCAGGCCGGUGUCUCCUGCCCAGAGCAGGACCUGAUUUGAAGGUAGUUGCUGAGAAGGUUCUUGAGCUGCUAGUCUUGUUAUCCUAGCAAGAUAACACACUGAAUGCCUUUGUGCAUGUCCACUGCUCAUGGAGCUGAGUGAUGGCCUUCAAGGAGCAGAAAUACAGCAGAAAUACAGCAAGGGCUAUGCCACAGCAAAUCUGAUGGUGAGCAGGAAGGUAUUUUGAGCUGGAAGACUUACUAGUUUACUGGUCUGCUGUUGACAGGACGUUCUAAGUGGUGCAGUCCUCUUGCGAAUUCCUGUUUUACCAGCUCCUGGUGAAUGACUGUGAAACAGCUUGAAAAACGUGCUUGAAAGGAUUGUAUUUUGUGUUUGUUCAUUUUGUAAUGGACAAAUUAAGGAGCUGUGUUUUUGAAACUAGACAUUCCUCCCUCUUCUUCCUUAGGUAGACAUAUUGCAAAGGUUUAUAGUAAAAAUUAAAAGUUUAGAAUUUACCACAGUAUUGGUUGGCAGUGAAAAUCCAGGUCUACAGUUGUUUUGGAGAUACUAAGCACUUUAUUUCUAUUCCAGUAAACAAAUUUCAAGUACACGUCUAUACAGUCUGUAUGGAUGCAGUUCUUAAUGCUAUUCUUUGCUCUGUUGAACCUAAAAAGGGCUUAAUAUGAAAUAUCUGUGCAGUUAAAGUAUUCAUGUCUUCUGCAAGUAUAAAUCAGGUGCAGGGACUGAUUUCUUUGAAGAAAUAUAGAAGAUGAGACAAUUUUUGAUUGCCACCAUCACCUAAGAUU
This is a messenger RNA of Lonchura striata (white-rumped munia), 2281 nucleotides long. RefSeq names its product ankyrin repeat domain 33B (gene ANKRD33B). NCBI's taxonomy places the organism in Eukaryota, Metazoa, Chordata, Aves, Passeriformes, Estrildidae. The record is from RefSeq and is a predicted model, not a curated record. Gene Ontology annotation, molecular function: protein binding.